AUGGCUGUUCUUGCAACAUUGUCUUCAGUCGCACCGUAUCACCUCCUUGUCUACUCUGCACUGUUUGGGGCCACCUCGUAUCAAUCUUUCUAUGCCGGAAUUGUUGCAUACAAGGUCCUUCCUUUGAACCAGUUUGCCACCCUCCAAUCACACAUUUUUCCCGCUUAUUUUACCUUCCAGGCUGCUGCCUCUGCCUUUUUGUUGCUUACCCCUCCAUUUGCAUUCGGAGCUGCUGCCUAUACCGCUCUAGGUGGCUCAUUGACAGGCGGCAUUAUUAAUGCUGCGUACUUAGGGCCAAAGUCCAACAGAAUUAAAACUCAGAGAGAUGCCCGGGUCGAACUUGAGGGUAAGAGCUACAAAGAUCCCACAGCAAGUGAUGAAAUGAAGAAGCUAAAUAAGCAAUUUGGUGCAACCCAUGGUAUUUCUGUUUUGUUGAAUUUGAUUGGUUGGGCUGGUUUAGUAUUCUACGGGAUUCUGUUAACAGAAGGAUUGUCUGCCAAAUCCCUGAAGAAAUAG
Sugiyamaella lignohabitans is the source of this 516-nucleotide messenger RNA. RefSeq lists its product as uncharacterized. Lineage: Eukaryota; Fungi; Ascomycota; Dipodascomycetes; Dipodascales; Trichomonascaceae. The coding region runs from base 1 to 516 and encodes 171 amino acids. The transcript has a single exon. The record is from RefSeq and is a predicted model, not a curated record.